GCCUCCCCGUCUUGCAGGGCCUGGGAUGUGGCAGCUACCUUGGGAAGAGGUGCAGCUUGGAGGUUCAGAGAGCCCCAAAGCAUCUAACCAAUCAUCCCAGGCCAGUUUCUGGGCUCCAGCUUUGCUCCUUCCCCACCCCCACCCCCCACUUGGCUUGGCCACGAAUUUUCUUUCCUUAGGUCUUCCUAUCUAAACCUUCUCCUCCCUUCCCCUCCCCCGCCAAACUCUUUGGAAAUCUUUAAACACUUUCAAGUUUUUCCUGGGCAGUUUGAGGUCGGUUUCAGAGCUAAGUCAGGGCGCUUUAACACCCCAGCUGGGUAGGGUGGAUGGGACAAUAGCCGCUAUCACUUUACCAUUGGAAGUGACCCCCGAAUUUGCACUUCUUUCAUCUUGGGACCCGAGCACUUGAGGGUAGGCGAUUUCCUUGGGGGGAGUGGCUUAAGCUGAUUCUCCCCCGGCCAGUUGGCUGUAGACGGUCCUUGCUCAGUGGGCAAAUCUGAAACCAGUUCUGGAGUGAGAGUGGCUUUCAGCUGGGGACGCUGCCGGCUGGGUGAGUUAAAUGUCCCAAGCUGGAAGGUGGAGAGAGAAGUGGACGCCCCCAGGGCUCUGGGCCACCUUGAGGAUGACACCUCGGGAGCAGCUGAUUCAGCAGGUGCUGCAGGAGCUGCAGGAGGCAGUCGAGUCCGAGGGCCUGGAGGGUCUUGUCGGUGCUGCUCUGGAGGCCAAGCAGGUCCUGUCCUCCUUCACUCUCCCCACCUGCCGGGAGAAAGGCCCCAGCCGCCAGGUGCUGGAGGUGGACUCGGUGGCCCUGAGCCUGUACCCAGAGGAUGCUCCCCGGAACAUGCUGCCGCUGGUGUGCAAGGGCGAGGGCAGCCUGCUGUUCGAGGCGGCCAGCACGCUGCUGUGGGGGGACGCAGGCCUCAGCCUGGAGCUGCGGGCCCGCACCGUGGUGGAGAUGCUGCUGCACAGACACUACUACUUGCAGGGCAUGAUCGACUCCAAGGUGAUGCUGCAGGCCGUGCGCUACUCCCUCUGCUCGGAGGAGUCCCCCGAGAUGACCAGCCUGCCGUCCGCCACGCUGGAGGCCAUCUUCGACGCGGACGUCAAGGCCACCUGCUUCCCGAGCAGCUUCUCCAACGUGUGGCACUUGUACGCCCUCGCCUCCAUCCUUCAGCGCAACAUCUACUCCAUCUAUCCCAUGCGCAACCUCAAGAUCCGGCCCUACUUUAACCGCAUCAUCCGGCCCCGCCGCUGUGACCACAUGCCGGCCACGCUGCACAUCAUGUGGGCCGGCCAGCCCCUCACCAGCCAUCUCUUCCGCCACCAGUACUUUGCCCCUGUGGUGGGACUGGAGGAGGUGGAAGCUGAAGAUGCCACCAGCCUGGCCCUGCCUCCCCUGGCCCCAGCUGCUCUGCCACCAUCAGCCAAGACUCCGGAGCUGUUCAACCAGGAUCCUGGCCGCAGCUACUCUCAGCUCUGUGAACGCUACAGUGUCACGAAGAACACCUUCUACCGCUGGCGGCGACAGUCCCAGGAGCACCAGCAGAAGGUGGCCACCCUCUACUCGGCCAAGCACGUCCUGCAGGAGAGCGUCCGCCGUGGGGGCAUCAUGUCGCUGCAGCAGUUUCUCCAGAGGUUCCCUGAGAUCUCCCGUUCCACUUACUAUGCCUGGAAGAAUGAGCUGCUGGGCACUGGCGCCGGCCAGCCCCUGACCCCCAAGGAGGGGACGGAGGACCUGGAGCAGGUGGAGAAGCUGCCGGAGGAGCAGGUUGCCAAGGGGCUGGGAUGCUCCGUGCUGGCUGAGGCAAGCCCUGCGGUGGUCCUCAUGCAGCGGGCCAAGCUGUACCUGGAGCACUGCAUCUCUCUGAACACACUGGUGCCCUAUCGCUGCUUCAAACGCAGGUUCCCCAGCAUCUCCCGGUCCACCUACUACAACUGGCGCCGGAAGGCCCUUCGGAGGAACCCCAGCUUCAAGCCGGCCCCAGCCCUCUCUGUGGGCCCAGCUCCCCAGCUGGCAUCUGUUGGGGAAGAGGCCCUGCUCCCUGAAAAGAGUGAGGUGGGAGAGAAAGGGACAGGGAAAGCGACAGAUGGGGGACUUCCCGCCCCCCGGCCAUUCGUGCCCCCGAGGAUGCCCCUGUCCCGUUGGCAGAGGCGGCUGCGCAGGGCCGCCCGCAAGCAGGUGCUCAGUGGGCACCUCCCCUUUUGUCGGUUUCGCCUCCGCUACCCCAGUCUGUCCCCCUCCGCCUUUUGGGUCUGGAAGAGUCUUGCCCGGGGCUGGCCUAGAAGCCUCUCCAGACUCCAGAUGCAAGUCCCUGCCUUGGGCAAAGGUGGGGUCCAGGAGUCAGAAGGGAAGCGAGAGAAACAAGCUGGCAAGAAUGUGCUAGUUUCCGUGGCCCCAGCAGCUGGGGCCCCAAAGGUGGCAGCUUCUCCAGGAGAGGAUCCAGAGAAGGCCCAGGGAGGGCCUUCCAGAGAGAAGGUUCUGCAAGAGGGGGCCACGGCCCAGGGAAGGCCCCCCAGUGGAUCCUGGUCCAGCCCCUCUGUGGCCAAAGCAGCGGCAGCGGGCAGUAGGGACAGUCAGGUGCUUAUGAUGGACAUGCUCGCUUCCACCAAGUUCAAGGCUCAGGCCAAGCUGUUUUUGCAGAAGUGCUUCCAAUCCAAGAGCUUUCCUUCCUACAAGGAGUUCAGCGCUCUCUUCCCGUUGACGGCCCGCUCCACCUACUACAUGUGGAAGCGGGCCCUGUACGACGGCCUCACCCUGGUCGAUGGCUGACAGGGCAGUACGGAGGGGCUGGGAGGACGGGGGACCAUUUUGGAGAGGGUCAGGGACCUGCAUUGCCCCCUGGCCAGGCCAGGACGCCCUUUGC
Phyllostomus discolor (pale spear-nosed bat) is the source of this 2864-nucleotide messenger RNA. RefSeq names its product vertebrae development associated (gene VRTN). The coding region runs from base 560 to 2770 and encodes 736 amino acids. Gene Ontology annotation, cellular component: chromatin. The transcript has 2 exons. Gene Ontology annotation, molecular function: sequence-specific DNA binding. The record is from RefSeq and is a predicted model, not a curated record. Lineage: Eukaryota; Metazoa; Chordata; Mammalia; Chiroptera; Phyllostomidae. Gene Ontology annotation, biological process: regulation of transcription by RNA polymerase II.